Molecule: messenger RNA, 1480 nt
Organism: Panicum hallii
Lineage: Eukaryota; Viridiplantae; Streptophyta; Magnoliopsida; Poales; Poaceae
Product: farnesyl pyrophosphate synthase-like
Exons: 11
Coding region: 136-1203 (355 amino acids)
Biological process (GO): trans, trans-farnesyl diphosphate biosynthetic process
Cellular component (GO): cytoplasm
Molecular function (GO): (2E,6E)-farnesyl diphosphate synthase activity; dimethylallyltranstransferase activity
Source: RefSeq, a predicted model, not a curated record
CGCAGCAGCGCCUCGCUUCUCCUCCUCAGCUCCCUCCCUCUCCCAUACUCUCCACAAAAUUCCGCUCCCUCCUCGUCUCCUCCCGCGCCGACGCGACGACGUGAGGUGGGGGAGGGCUCCGACUCCGGGGGCGCAAUGGCGACCGCGGGGGUGGCGGUGACCAACGGCUCCGGCGGCGCCGACACGACGGCCGCGUUCAAGGAGAUAUACAGCAAGCUCAAGGUGGAGAUGCUCGAGGACCCUGCCUUCGAGUUCACCGACGAGUCGCUCCAGUGGAUCGACCGCAUGGUGGAUUACAAUGUGCUCGGAGGAAAGUGUAACCGCGGGAUCUCAGUCAUUGAUAGCUACAAGAUAUUGAAGGGUGCUGAUGUUCUGAGCAAGGAGGAGACAUUUCUUGCAUGCACCCUUGGUUGGUGUAUUGAAUGGCUUCAAGCUUAUUUUCUGGUGCUUGAUGAUAUCAUGGACAACUCCCAGACACGACGUGGGCAGCCUUGCUGGUUUAGGGUGCCUCAGGUUGGCCUCAUUGCUGUAAAUGAUGGGAUUAUCCUUCGCAAUCAUAUUUCACGGAUCCUUCAACGCCACUUCAAAGGAAAGCCAUAUUAUGUUGAUCUCAUUGAUUUGUUCAAUGAGGUUGAGUUCAAGACUGCUUCAGGGCAGUUGUUGGAUCUUAUCACUACUCAUGAGGGUGAAAAGGAUCUAAGUAAAUAUAACUUGACGAUUCACCGACGCAUCGUUCAAUACAAGACAGCCUACUAUUCAUUUUAUCUCCCUGUUGCAUGUGCACUUCUGCUAGCUGGUGAGAACUUGGAUAACUUUGGUGAUGUAAAGACCAUUCUUGUUGAAAUGGGAACAUAUUUUCAAGUCCAGGAUGAUUAUCUAGAUUGUUAUGGUGAUCCUGAAUUCAUUGGCAAGAUCGGAACUGAUAUUGAAGACUACAAGUGUUCUUGGUUAGUUGUGCAAGCUCUUGACCGUGCUGAUGAGGACCAAAAGAGAAUCCUAUUUGAAAAUUAUGGGAAGUCUGAUCCAGCAUGUGUUGCAAAGGUGAAAGACUUGUACAAAGAGCUUAAUCUGGAGGAGGUUUUCCAUGAAUACGAGAGGGAGAGCUACACCAAGCUGAUCGCCGACAUCGAGGCCCAGCCGAACAAGGCGGUUCAGACGGUGCUGAAGUCCUUCCUGCACAAGAUCUACAAGAGGGACAAGUAGAUCUCAGCUGCGCGUGUGGAGAAGCUGCUCCACCUAUGCUCGCGUCGUUUUCUACUUACUAUGCUUUCUGUGUUUCGUUUUCACGUUGUACCGUACUCCUACAUAUAUAUAUAUAUACAUAUAUAUAUAUAUAAUAAAGCACAGUGCUAUUUAGGUUGUGUAGUGUAGCAUGUUAACCACUACCAGCCUGUGUCGCUAGCAUAUUCCAUGUCCCUAUUGUGUUCAUCAUGUCUUUUCCAUUCCAAUAAUUUAGGAAAGGGGCAUCCCUCCAGAAGUA